AUGGACCACUCAACUCAGAAAAAGCCGUCUCUACCCCGUUUGUCCACCAAAGUCCCCGUGGAAUCCCAAUCAACACCCUUGCUACCACAGCUGCCGAAUCUCCAGGACAUUAAUGUACGCCCCAAGCGACCAGUGACCAUGCCUUCCCCAUUUCCAGGUCGAGAGGAGAAUAUUUUCCCCUCUGUUGAUGAUGCCUCCGAGUCCAAAGUUAUGUAUUCGACCAAGGAGUCCGAGGAUGCACCGGUGAAAAAGAAAUCACACCACUAUGAGGACACUUUUGCGACUCGUGGUUCCCAUAAUUCUCCCCAGGACCGAAUCGCUCAGGACUCCGUGGUCGUCGCAGAGCUUCAAACAAACUGCAAGGUUCAAGAUGAAUCACAAAGGCUCGUUGCCGAUCUGAUCUUUCGCCUGGCUCAAAUCUACCAGCGUCCAGAGACAUGCAUUAUGCUCGCUAUCCAACAGAACACCGGCGUGUUCUUUGGUAGCACGACAGAACUUUCUUAUCUACUGAAGAUAUACGCCCUCCCAUCCUCCAUUGCACCCUUCACCAACCUCCGCAACACCAAUCUGAUUCAGGCUGCCAUGCACGACUUGUUACACAUCCCCAAAGAUCAAGGCGUCAUCGUUUUCCUACCUGUCUCGGAGGACAAUCUUGCCACUAAUGGGUCGACUGCUCGAGGCGAGAUCGCCCGCCUGGAACGUAAUGACCAGGAAGAAAGUCCGGGUCUCUUUAAAACGAUCUCGCGAUCAAUGUCUCGCCGUCUGAAAACAAACAGUGGGCAGAGUGUGCCUAUCUCCUUUACAUCUACUGUUGAAGCUUCCACUGUUUCUCCAUCAAUGCAGAGUGAGGUUCGUCAUUCGCCGGUCGUUGUGGACGAUGCAGUGGUAUCUCCAGAAGAAAGAGGAAGAAGCAACCUUCGAAAGCGCACGUCAUUGCGGGAUCUUAUUCGCCGAAGGGUCCUGGCUGCCAUAGACAAGGACACAAAAGAAAAGGCGAAACAGGUGACCAAGAAGGACGACUCAAUGGAAGAUGAGUCCAAGGAGAAGGCUAAAAAUCAAAUUCCUGAGGAGAAGGAAGAGCAGUAG
This is a messenger RNA of Penicillium longicatenatum, 1086 nucleotides long. Its product is annotated as MIF domain protein. NCBI's taxonomy places the organism in Eukaryota, Fungi, Ascomycota, Eurotiomycetes, Eurotiales, Aspergillaceae. The coding region runs from base 1 to 1086 and encodes 361 amino acids. Gene Ontology annotation, molecular function: phenylpyruvate tautomerase activity. The record is from RefSeq and is a predicted model, not a curated record. The transcript has 2 exons.